ACCAAAAUAUUUGCGUACCAAACACCGCUGCUCCCCUCACCGUGCUGCUCAGAUUUGACACGGAAGUGCGGAAACAAAAUCCAAAGCCUCCCGCAAAACAAAACAAAACGGUUCCCGAAUCCCCCUCAAACCCCCGAACCGGAACACCAUGGCAAAGUCCAAGCUCACCAUCGUCUCUCUGCUGCUCGUGGCAGCCUCGCUCGGCGCCGUGCUGCUCUGGUCCGCCGGAGCAAACGAUGGGGCCGCGAGCAGAUUCGCCCCCCCCACCCUCCCGUUCAGCCCCCUGGACGUCCUGCCCAUCCUGCCGCGGCGGGUCGCCAUGGCGGCGCUCCGGGCGCUCCGCGGCGCGUCCGACAUCUUCCCGGUGUUCGUUGGGGCGGCGUUGGCAGGCCCGGGGCCGGCGGGCGGCGCGCGGGCCGGGUGGAAGGGGGCCUGCUUCUACGAGAACGAGGCGUGGCUGGUCUUCCACAACGACUCCGGCUCCGAGUACGGCGGCGGCACGCUCCAUCUCAAGACAACCAAAGCACAUAGCUGGACCUGCAUGGAUCUUUAUGUGUUUGCAACACCAUACCGUGUAACAUGGGAUUACUACUUUCUGGGUCGUGAGCAUACCCUUGAAAUCAAAGAAUGGGAAAGCAAGGCCGAGUAUGAAUAUGUGAAACAUAAUGGAGUGUCCAUCUUCCUCAUGCCAUCAGGAACAAUCGGGACACUCAGAGCACUUUGGGAUGUUUUCCCUCUUUUCACAAAUACUGGAUGGGGUGAGAAUUCAAACCUUGCAUUUCUCAAGAAGCAUAUGGGCGCAACCUUUGAUGAACGGCCAAAACCAUGGGUUUCGGAACUAAAUGUGGAUGACAUCCACUCUGGAGAUUUUUUGGUUUUAUCCAAAAUUCGUGGGCGCUGGGGUGGUUUCGAAACCCUUGAGAAAUGGGUUACUGGAGCUUAUGCAGGACAUACCGCAGUUUGCCUGAGGGACUCUGAAGGAAAGCUGUGGGUUGGAGAAUCUGGUCAUGAAAAUGAGCAGGGAGAAGAUAUUAUUGCCAUCUUGCCAUGGGAAGAAUGGUGGGACUUCGAGGUGACUAAGGAUGAUUCAAAUCCUCAGAUUGCAUUGCUUCCGUUACGUCAAGAUUUGCGAGCAAAAUUUAAUGAGACCGCAGCUUGGAAUUAUGCAAAAAAGAUGAAUGGGAAGCCUUAUGGGUAUCAUAACAUGAUUUUCAGUUGGAUUGACACUAUAAGUCAUAACUAUCCACCGCCAUUAGAUGCUCACGUGGUUGCAUCUGUUAUGACUGUGUGGAACAAGCUUCAACCAGAUUAUGCUGCUAAUAUGUGGAAAGAAGCCCUUAACAAGCGGCUUGGAACUAAGGGUCUCGAUCUCCCUGAAAUCAUAGUGGAAUCAGAGAAACGUGGGACGACAUUCGACAAGUUGCUAACAAUUCCUGAGCAAGAUAAGUGGGUCUAUACUGAUGGUCAGUCAGCAUCUUGUGUGGCUUAUGUCCUCAUGAUGUACAAGGAGGCUGGACUCUUUGAGCCAAUUUCCAGCUCUGUGGAAGUCACGGAAUUCACAAUAAAAGAUGCUUACGUCCUAAACUUUUAUGAAGACAACACAACACGGCUCCCAGAGUGGUGCAACAAAGAUGACAGUGUUAAGCUCCCCUUUUGCCAAAUCAAGGGCAGAUACCGAAUGGAGCUGCCGGGAUACAACACCAUGAAACCAUACCCUCACAUGAAUGAAAGAUGUCCGUCGCUGCCGCCAGAUUACCUCAGGACUCAGAACUGCUGAGCAGUACUAUUAAUCGCUUUGUUUUAGUCAAUACUUUAGCUGUACAUAUCACGGUAGGUUUGGAUAUUUCCCUUUGAGAUACACAGCUCGCGGCAAGCAGGAUACAUCAUCUUCCUUUAAAUGUACAGCAUAGCUCUUCUGUAUCUGGCGCAUCACUGCUUUAGGGUUCUCAAAACAUUCAUAGUUCUAAAAUUUAGGUACACUUUCACAUAUAUGUAUGUGCGUUGUUGUAUUAAAGCUGAUUGUAAAAGGUUGAUGAAUGGCUGCAUAUUAGUUCUAUAUUUGUGCUAGCAUCUGAUUUGGCUCGUGUUGUGUGCUAAACAAGCCCCGGACCAAUUUGGACAAUAGGACCAAUUUGUACAAGAAUUUGGUCCGAAUGUAAAUGAGAAUUAUUAUUUUUGUAAAAA
This is a messenger RNA of Brachypodium distachyon (stiff brome), 2184 nucleotides long. RefSeq lists its product as uncharacterized. Bases 149 to 1777 code for a protein of 542 amino acids. Lineage: Eukaryota; Viridiplantae; Streptophyta; Magnoliopsida; Poales; Poaceae. The record is from RefSeq and is a predicted model, not a curated record. The transcript is spliced from 7 exons.